CAUAACUAUUCCCAAAACUUUAAUGCGGGGAUGACAUAGGUAUGUAAUUAUGAUUAAAUUUUUAGACAAGACGAUUUGUAAUGCGAUGACGUGAAUGCUGUUUAUUUGGUCUUCUACCAUCUCAGAACGAAGAUCUGCCAUACAGAAAAACAGAGUUAUAAGGAUCGAACUUCAAGAGGGAUGAACUUCGAUAUUCAACAAUGGUGAAGAAACGCAAGAGGAGAUUUUUUUUCUGCAAAUCUGUAAUGCUGAAUCGUUGGCUUUUUUCAGCAGCCGCCACCAAAUUCAGCACAACAUUCAGGCCCAAAUACUGCAUGGUAUGUACAUUCAAGACCCUCUCUUCACAGUUUCAAAUCAGAAAGAAGGCCGGGGAUGAAGAAAAAAUCUCACACAUUGGGGACGAAGAUAGCAAUGAAGAACAACAGGUUGUAGACGACAUAUGGAAAACCCUAAAAGAAAAACCCCCGGGUUUAGCCCAAGAAACCAUAUUGAUCCAUAUUGUUUCAUUGAAUCCUUCCUUAGCGUUAAGAGUAUUGGUUAGAAUCUCAGAAGAUCCCAGGCUUGCAGUGCGCUUAUUUUGGUGGAAACUGAAAGAGUCCGGGUCCAAACUACCCACGCCCUCGGUUUACGUAAACCUCUUAAAAAUCUUGUACAAAGUGGAGCUCGAUCGUUCUAUGCAUUGCGAUACGGAGGGGAUUAUUAUAGAUAGGACUCAAAGCUGCCAUGAUGUUUUGGAGUCCCUGAUUAAUGAGGAGUCUACUUCUGAACUGCUUGGUUUGUUGAUUUGGAUUUUUACGAAGCAAGGUUUGAUUGAGGAGAGUGUUAGGGUUAUAAAUAGAAUGAUCAGUGCUGGGAUUAUGCCCAGUGAGAGGAGCUGCUAUAGGGUUCUUAAUGCACUGCGUGAUUCCGAGCAGGUAGAGCGGGCCUGGGAAAUUUACGACAAGAUGCUCAAGUCUGGCAUUGAGCUAAGUGUUAUGACCUAUAAUACUAUGCUGGAUGCUUUUUGUAAAAGUGGGAAUUUAAGUGAAGCUCUGUCUUUAGUGGAUGAUAUGCAAGGAAGGCGCGUUUUUCCCACUGUUACAACUUACAAUAUACUUAUUUAUGGGUUGUGCAGGAUGGGCAAUAUUCUGGAAGCUAGAAAACUGUUUGAUGAAAAAUUGAAGAGAGAUCUGGUUCCGGAUGUUUUUUCUUACAAUGUGAUAAUUUAUGGAUACAGCAAGGAAGGGAAUAUGACAGAGGCGUUGAAGUUGCGUGAUGAGAUGGGUAGUCAGAGGCUUGCGCCAACAGCUAUAACGUACAACACGCUGAUUGAUGGGUUUUGUGGGAAGGGAGAUAUGGAAGAGGCUGAUAAGCUAAAGCUUGAAAUGAUUGAUAUUGGCUUGUGUCCUGAUCAGUUUACGUAUACUAGUCUGAUAAGUGGAUAUUGUAGGAGACACAAUGUUAUAGUUGCAGAGCAGCUUUUUAGAGAAAUGGUUGACAGAGGUUUGAUUCCAGAUUGUUUCACUUAUACUGCUUUUAUGGAUGGAAUGUGUAAGACAGGGAAUAUGAAAGAAGCUUUUAAGCUUCGCGAUGAAAUGGUAGCGAGAGGCCUUGUGCCGACUGUGGUUACUUAUAAUGUUCUAAUUGACGGCCUUUGCAAAUCAGGGGAUGUUAAGGGUGCGUAUAUGCUCUUAAGUGAGAUGGAGAGUAGUGGCCUGGUUCCUGAUAAAGUGACUUUUACUGAACUCAUUGAUGCCCACCGUAAAACAGGCAAUCUUCAAAGAGCCAGGGAGCUCUUUAGGGAAAUGCAAGAGAGAGGUUUGGAUCCAUCAUGUGUCACUUACAGCACUCUUAUUCAUGGCCAGGGCAAAGAAGGUAAAAUGAAGGUAGCUUUUAAGCUUUUCUACGAAAUGAUUGAAAACGGAAUAGCACCUAAUGUUGUUACUUAUAAUGCUUUAAUACAUGGUCUCUGCAAGGAGGGAGACAUCAAACAGGCAUAUAGUAUUUUUAAUGAGAUGCAGGAGAAAGGAGUAACUCCAAAUAAAUACACAUACAUUUCACUUAUUGCUGCAAAUUGUAAGAGAGGUAAUUUGAAGAAGGCUAAAAUGCUAUACAAGGUUAUGAAUGAAAAAUGUAUCCAACCGAACAAUUAUACUCACAGUGCAUUGGUAAAAGGAUUCUGUAAUGAUGGCAAGUCCUGGGAAAGAAGUGGUUUACCUAAUGGAACUCUUGCAAAGGAUACAGUCAAUGAGGAUGGCAUAAAGGAAAUAUCAACAAGCAGUUAGAGCAGAAUCAGUGGCCUUGAGGUGGCUUUUUAAUCUCUAGCACUUUGACAUCUCAUUAUGCUUCAUCUCUCCGGCCAAAAUUAAUAUUCUGGAGUUCUUUCCCUAAGUUGAUUCUUACACAACUGGAGGCUUUCUAAACAACGCUUUGUCUCUUUUUCAUGGCAAGUUGAAGGCCCCGCUGUUUGCUUCACAUGAUGCUAUAUAAACAACUAAAAAUUGGUGAAGGCCAUACAUGGAAGGAAUGAACAUCACCAAUGUGCUCAUAUUGACUAUGGGAAAUUUGGCAUGGUUUUUGCUCAUAUCAACUUUUCGAUCACAAGGUGGAAAUAAUCAAAUCUCUUUCUGGGCAACAAAAUGAUCAUCUUUAGAAUUGCAAGUGGAUCUGUAAAAAACGGGUCAAAUCUCUACAUCGUAUUUUCUUAAUAAGGAUUUGACUUGAAUGGAAUUUGCCUUUCUCAUGGAAGGUCAUCUAGAAACGCUGGGAUGCUAAUCCUGUCAAACUUUUGGGUAUCAAAGGAAUGGAAGAUUUUUUAAACUGGCACUUUGGAUCUAAAGGUAACAAGAUGUCAAACCUAAAGGUAUAAAGCGACACGUGCUUCAGCAAAAAGCUGUACAGUGGUCAUUUCGAAGGUGUAUUGUCAAAUAAGCGAUGUAACCUGCUACAUUGACAUUGAAAUCAAUGAGCUGCUGCUUUUGCUCAAAAUGGGAUUUUUUUUUCAGAUUCUCUGGUAUGCAGAUGCAUGGAUAGUUUGUCAUGAUUUUGCCUUCCUUUCAAUUAUCUUUAACGUGAAUGCUAACUAGGAGUCUAUCACUUAGAGAUAGGCAUUUUGCGAAAACGUCUUACAAAAUUCUCAUGUAUUGCAAUGAGAUUCUUGUAAUGUUGUCGAUCCAGUUUUGCAGGGCCACCUUCACUUCUGAGGCUGACUUGCUAUGUUUCCGAGUCUUUGGGAUGGGGGUACACAUUUCUGGCAAUGUCGAUCCAGCAAUCUGGAUAAACUUUUUACCAAAAUAAUUACCAUGUAAAAUUGAAAGCAUUGUGUAUUGUAUUUAACAAACCUGUAAUUAUUUUGAUAAAAAGUGCAUCCAGUAUGCUGGAUAGGCACGGGCUUCUGGGUCAUCAAAUUUUUACCUGCAUUUCGAAGCGGUGUGAGAUGGGUAAUCAUAUAUGAUUUAAAUUGCCAAAGUCUAUUACAUAACUUUUCAAAUUUCUAAUCAGAUAGUUUAACAUCAAGUAGUCUUAAAAAGGUAAUCCAAAAACUGUAAUAUUCGACAUUGAAUUUUGAACCUUGAACAACAGUGACUUCAAUAUACGUAAACUGAGGGAAACAUUGGCAUGAGUACAAAAUUGUAGACGUGAAUAAUUGAUUUCUAUAUUAUAAAUGUAUUAUGAAUAUAUUUUAGGAUCC
Messenger RNA from Cryptomeria japonica (Japanese cedar), 3670 nucleotides. RefSeq names its product pentatricopeptide repeat-containing protein At1g05670, mitochondrial. Lineage: Eukaryota; Viridiplantae; Streptophyta; Pinopsida; Cupressales; Cupressaceae. The transcript is spliced from 3 exons. Gene Ontology annotation, molecular function: protein binding. Bases 201 to 2264 code for a protein of 687 amino acids. The record is from RefSeq and is a predicted model, not a curated record.